UCGUAUGCGCAAACGAUUUAGCCAGUGCUCUUUCCUUUCGUGACCUUCCUUUUCCAAAACUCGUAAAGUAGGACUUGGUGGCGUAAAAUGAGCAACUUUCUAGCAUGCAAUGCUCCGGUAGAAGAUGGAGCAUCGUCCAGCUCAACGACGAUUAAGCAGGGCGACUGUGUGAUUGUCUAUGAGGGCAUCAAUUCCAUGAAAGCAGUGUACAUCACACCCAAAGGACGCUUUGAGAACCGAUUCGGCGUCUUUAGGCACCAGUCGUGGGUCGGCAAGCCCUUCGGCAGCAAGGUCAUCGCGGACGGGGGCGGCAAGGGCUGGGUGUACCUCCUGCGCCCCACCCCGGAGCUGUGGACGCAGGUGCUCCGCCACAGGACUCAGAUUCUCUACCUGGCUGACAUCAGCAUGGUGGUGAUGCAGCUGGACCUGCGGCCAGGCAGCGUGGUGCUGGAGAGCGGCACGGGCAGCGGCAGCCUCACGCACUCGCUGGUGCGGGCGGUGGCGCCAACCGGCCACGUGCACACCUUCGAGUUCCACGCGGGGCGAGUGGAGGACGCGGCCGCCGAGUUCCAGCAGCAUGGGCUGACGCAGCUGGUGACGGUGAAGCAGCGGGACAUCAUGGAGAACGGCUUCCCGGACACACUGCACGGCCAGGCUGACGCGGUGUUCCUGGACCUGCCCGGCCCCUGGAAGGUGGUGGCCUCCGCCGCCGCCUGCCUGCGACCCAACGGCCGCUUCUGCGGCUUCAGCCCCUGCAUCGAGCAGGUCCAGCGCACCAGCGAGGCGCUGUCCGCCAACGGCUUCACCGACAUACUCACCUACGAGUGCCUGCUGAGGGAGUACGAGGUGCACCGCGAGACGCUCACCACCACGGUGCGGCUGGCGGACAUGCCCGCAGCCAAGAGGCAGCGGCCCAACAACCGGGCCGCGGCCCAGCAGGCGGCGGAGGCGACGGCGGCGGCGGCAGCGGAGGCGGCGGUGGCGGAGGCGGAGAAGGCGGACGCGGAGGCGGGCGCGGAGGAGAAGGGCGAGGCAGAAGCCAAGGGGGAGGAGAAGGCGGAGGCGACAGCGGCGGAGGGCGAGGCCCGCGCGGAGGCGGCAGAGGUGGAGGCAGGGGCAGCAGCGGGCGGGGCGGAAGGCAAGGCGAAGGAGGAGGAGAAGGAUGAGGGGCCAAUGCCGCCGCCCAAGCGCGUGUCGCUGCUGCCGGCGUGUGUGCAGACCGUCAGCUGCCGGCCAUCGCUGGAGGCGCGCGGCCACACAGGCUACCUCAUCUUCGCGCGCAAGUUCGUGUGCGGGUAGUUCGUGUGGGGGCGCGGGUUGAGGAGUGGGGGAGUGGGGUUUCGGGCAUGUGGGUACUUGAACUCGGGUGGCGUUUGUAUGAGGUGAGGGAGCACGGGCGCUUGUGUGUGGUGCGCGGAAGUUGGCAAGGGGUCGGGGGGGAGUUGAAUGAGCUAGCUUGGGUCACACUGCGUGCCGUGGCUGACACGUUCAGGGGCCAGGUGGAGGCUGGAGACAUGAGACUGGUGAGUUCGUUGGCUCUGCAUAGCUCGUCUAGGUUGGUUUAGAGAGACCGCCGCCAUGACUGCCGCCACUUGCCAAACGGCGAUGGAUUCAGGUUCUGCGGAAGUUGUUUGCCGUCGGCCCUGGCUGAUAGGGCGCCCUCAGAUCCAGGCGGUUGGGCUUAACUUCCUUAUGGGCUUUAACUUCCUUUGUCCUU
Molecule: messenger RNA, 1717 nt
Organism: Chlamydomonas reinhardtii
Lineage: Eukaryota; Viridiplantae; Chlorophyta; Chlorophyceae; Chlamydomonadales; Chlamydomonadaceae
Exons: 8
Coding region: 88-1299 (403 amino acids)
Biological process (GO): tRNA methylation
Cellular component (GO): nucleus; tRNA (m1A) methyltransferase complex
Source: RefSeq, a predicted model, not a curated record